Chionomys nivalis (European snow vole) is the source of this 2015-nucleotide messenger RNA. RefSeq names its product purinergic receptor P2X 4 (gene P2rx4). Gene Ontology annotation, molecular function: extracellularly ATP-gated monoatomic cation channel activity; purinergic nucleotide receptor activity; ATP binding. The transcript has 12 exons. Bases 114 to 1280 code for a protein of 388 amino acids. NCBI's taxonomy places the organism in Eukaryota, Metazoa, Chordata, Mammalia, Rodentia, Cricetidae. The record is from RefSeq and is a predicted model, not a curated record. Gene Ontology annotation, cellular component: plasma membrane; nuclear inner membrane. Gene Ontology annotation, biological process: monoatomic cation transmembrane transport; response to ATP.
AUUUCCGGGCGCCGCGGCGGGCCUGCCCGAGCUGCUGGGCGGGGCUGCGGCCGGGCCCCAGCUGCGACGAGGCGACCCCGCGGUGCUCACCCCGCGGAGCGGGCGGCAGAACCAUGGCCGGCUGCUGCUCGGUGCUCCGAGCCUUCCUGUUCGAGUACGACACGCCGCGCAUCGUGCUCAUUCGCAGCCGUAAAGUGGGGCUCAUGAACCGCCUGGUGCAGCUGCUCAUCCUGGCUUACGUCAUCGGGUGGGUGUUUGUGUGGGAAAAGGGCUACCAGGAAACUGACUCUGUGGUCAGCUCGGUGACGACCAAGGCCAAAGGCGUGGCUGUGACCAACACUUCUGAACUCGGAUUCCGGAUCUGGGAUGUGGCGGACUAUGUGAUUCCAGCCCAGGAGGAAAACUCACUCUUCAUCAUGACCAACAUGAUCAUCACUGUGAACCAGACGCAGAGCACCUGUCCAGAAGUUCCUGAUAGGACCACCAUCUGUAACUCAGACUUGAACUGCACUCUUGGCUCCACAGGCACCCACAGCAAUGGAGUUGGGACUGGAAGAUGUGUCCCAUUCAACGAGUCUGUGAAGACCUGUGAGGUGGCAGCAUGGUGCCCAGUGGAGAACGACGCUGGCGUGCCAACGCCAGCUUUUUUAAAUGCCGCGGAAAACUUCACCCUUUUGGUAAAGAACAACAUCUGGUACCCCAAGUUUAAUUUCAGCAAGAGGAACAUUCUCCCCAACGUCACCUCUUCCUACCUCAAGUCGUGCAUUUAUGACGCUCAAACGGAUCCCUUCUGCCCCAUAUUCCGUCUUGGCAAAAUCGUGGAGGAUGCAGGGCACAGCUUCCAGGAUAUGGCAGUUGAGGGAGGCAUCAUGGGCAUUCAGGUCAAGUGGGAUUGCAACCUGGACAGAGCUGCCUCCCUCUGCCUGCCCAGAUACUCCUUCCGGCGCCUCGACACCCGGGACCUGGAGCACAAUGUAUCCCCUGGCUACAAUUUCAGGUUUGCCAAGUACUACAGGGACCUCACCGGCAACGAGCAGCGCACACUCAUCAAGGCAUAUGGCAUCCGCUUUGACAUCAUCGUAUUUGGAAAGGCUGGGAAGUUUGACAUCAUCCCUACCAUGAUCAAUGUUGGCUCUGGCUUGGCACUGCUGGGGGUGGCGACUGUGCUAUGUGACGUCAUAGUCCUCUACUGCAUGAAGAAAAGAUACUACUACCGGGACAAGAAAUAUAAGUACGUGGAAGACUACGAGCAGGGUCUCGCGGGUGAGAUGGACCAGUGACGGCUGACCCUUCACUUCAGCCCCGCACAGCCCUCAUCAAAGCAGUGAGAAGGGAGAAACAGCUGUCGCAUCACCCGAGAGAAAGUUCCAGAGUUUAACUAUGCUCCUCCACUCCACACUCAGGGCUGCCUAGUGGGUCUUGUAUCAUUUUGGUUUUAUCAUUUUUGAGCCUGGGUCUUGCUUUGUGGCUCAGCUGAGUUUCAGAUUCAGGAUCUUUCUGAUCCAGCCACCAAGAGUGCUGGGAUUACAGAGGUACUUCACAUUCACAGUACCCUUCUCCUUGUGGGUUUUGGCAUUUUUUAAAAUCUUUUACGGUUUCACCGUACAUACCUCCACCCUCUACAGCCUUUUGUAGGGGUGGGGGUCAUUUGCUCACUGCACAUAGCCGACUCCUGGUAUGGUGUUGGCUGGGUCACCCGUUGUUUCUACAGUAUGAGCAUACUGAGGAAAUACAGCCGUCGGAGAGCAGACACAAAGCUGUGACUUGUGGGGCUGCCGUCUCCGGCGUCUCCAGGACUGGCUCCCUUGGAAGUCCCGGUCCUCUGAGGCAGAGCAGCUUUGUCCAAGCACUUUAUAAGGGAGGGGGUUCUCCAGGUGUCGCUGGCAGGCCUGGGGCACGGCUCCUCUUCCCUAUAACUAGACUCUGUCCCUUGUGACAAAGGCAGAGUUAGCUUUCCUUUUCAGAAGGGCUCUGUUGAAAUGACUGAGGACCAAACAUUAAAUGACAUUCCAAUC